Messenger RNA from Physcomitrium patens, 3227 nucleotides. Its product is annotated as protein CLT2, chloroplastic. NCBI's taxonomy places the organism in Eukaryota, Viridiplantae, Streptophyta, Bryopsida, Funariales, Funariaceae. The record is from RefSeq and is a predicted model, not a curated record.
AAAAAAAAUGAAAAGGAUUCACUCGAGAUUGUGCGGGAGGGAGUGCGAUCAGAAACCCAUGGAAUAGGACUCUGCGUGCGACAUUCGAUUCGAAGCCGAGAACCUGAAAAAGAACGGGCUGGAGAGGUUAGAACUGGAAAAGGGGAUCUUGAAGGAGGCGAAUCGUUUGGAGUUUGCAAGUGAAUAGAGAUUCGCGCCAUGCGACCGACGCGCAGCGGAUGUCUCUAGAUGUGUGAACGGACUGUUAAUGAAUCUCGAGCGGGAUUAACUGUAGCAACCCGGUCCCACUGUUGCUACUCUGCAUCUGCUCAAGCGGUUUCCGGAGGCCACUUCGGUCGCUACUUUCUAAAUUAGUCACACGGUUUUCCUUUUGUCGUACGCUGCAUGCUAUAGAAGUUGCCGAUCAACCUUCCUUUCAGAGGAGUGCGGGCUAUUCGACGGCUGCUGUUUCGUUUAACCACCUAAUAUUGCUGCUGGGACAGAAUUGAGCUUGGAAACACACCUGUUUACAUAUGAGCAGUUUUGAAGUGGGCGUGGCAGUGCGCUGGAAUCGAUGAUCGUUUUGGGAAAGAAAACACCAUGUCAUUUUUUCUUUGUAUUAGUUAUCCUCAGUCGUGGUGAGGAUCCGCGGUGGUGGUAGUGAAAGUAAGGUGGUUGAAGUCGAGACACAGAGACGUGAGCAAGUGCGAGGGACGCACUUCUAGUACGCGGAUUUUAGCUUGUAUCUCUGCAUGUUUGCGUUGAGGGUCUUCAGGUAUUUCAUUUCAGUGAACAAUCAAUAGAAAUGAUUGCAAGCACGCGAGGAAUGUGGCGAUGAACUGAAUGGUAGUUUAUGCACUCUUUAGUGCGCUUUUUCAAGUGGGGAAUGUGUGCAAGAUCAGAACAGUGGGUUGAGGAUGGGUGAACUAGCUGGACUGAAGAUUGUGUGAGGUCUUGUGUUAGGGUAGCCGUUAUUUUUGUCCUCCCCUCUUUUUAAAGAGAUUUGUCGAGAGAGAGACGAAAUCUCUUGGAAUUGAUUAGACCUCGAUUUUUUCUUUGGGUUGGACCCAACCAGCCAUGGCCUUGGCACUACAUUGGAGUAGGUCACUUCAAUUUGGUACAUGCAAUGCAGUAUCUAGAGACUUUCUUCCUGUCCACGAGAGUUGGUUUUUGCGGGGAUCACGUCGUCCUGUCAGUGUUGAUUCACCAGCAUCGAUGCGAACACUCUGCAUUGUCCCUACAACUCCCUCUGAUCUUUUGAAAUCCAGUAUGAAUUCAUCCGCACAUCUUUCGCGGAUUGCAUCGGGUCGAUUUGGCAUCGAUUAUGCUCUGGCCUGUCGUCAUUCUCCGAACCUCAAGGUAGAUAGAUUACUAAAGAAACAAAGAACUGUGUAUGAGGCGGCAGCUUCCAGCGCGUCUUCUUCAUCUGGAGCGCAGGGAGAUUUUGACUGUGUCACUUUUCUAGGUAGAGAAUUCCUGCUGAAGGACGUACAAUUCGUUUCCGCGGCUGUAGCCACAGUUCUUUUGGCAUGCACCAACAAAAUUCUGUACAAAAUGGCUCUUGUACCUCUAAGUAGAUAUUCUUUAUUUUUGGCACAAUUCAACACAUUCACGUAUGUGGUCGCUUAUUCAUCGUUACUCCUCAUGCGUUACCGGGCCGGGAUAGUCACGAAGGAGAUGCUCGCUAUUCCGAAGGCAAGAUUUGUAAUGAUCGGUGCCUUGGAAGCCUUAGGCAUCGCCAUGAGUAUGUCGGCUGCUGCAGUUCUUCCCGGUGCAACCAUCCCAGUUUUGGCUCAGGUGUUUCUAGUGUGGCAACUUCUCCUUUCGUCAACAAUUUUAAGAAAGCGCUAUACAUUUGGGCAAGUUGGAGGAUGCUUGCUGGUGAUUGCUGGUGUUGUGGUCGUGGUUGCAAGUGGAUCGGGAGGAGUUGGCGUGGGCACAUUACAGCAGUCUGGCUAUUUCUGGCCUAUUGUAAUGAUAGUCUCCACACUGUUCUUCGCAGCUUCGUCAAUUUUGAAGGAGCUUGUGUUCCGAGAUGGUGCCAAACAAUUGAAAGGAGGUAAUCUGGACCUCUUCGUGGUGAACACAUUUGGAUCAUUUUUCCAAUCAAUUUUCGUCUCGAUCAUCCUUCCAGUGGUGUUCAAUGCUCGAGGAAUACCUUUCCAUCAGAUUCCACAGAGUCUCAAAGAAGGCUAUAUGUGUUUUUUCAACCUUGGUUCCGGAGUCAGUGGCUGUGAAGGCGCUCCUCUUGUUCCUCUUCUGUAUGUCGUAGUAAACAUGGCUUUCAACAUCAGUUCCCUUAGUUUGCUGAAACACUACUCCGCCAUAGUCUCCUCUCUCUGUGUAACACUGUCGAUCCCCCUUGCAAUUUGGGCUUUCACUCUACCGUGGCCUUACUUGGGAGUCCCACCAACUUUACCGUCUGGUUUUUUCCUAGGUGCGGCCAUUCUUGUAACGGGCCUUGCCACGUACAGCUUAUCAAAACCUGCCGAGCAGGAGGUCCACCGGGAUUAGAGUUAGUCCUUUGAUGUAACGGCCAGGUACUAGACGCGGGUGGAUAGUUAGAAUCUCACUGAUUCUCCACCACUGCGUAUUGAACCGGUGGAGAACAUGGCAAUCACAAAGUGGAGGCUGUGGAGCGUGUGGGUGGAUUUCGGGUUCAUUUCGUGAUCUCAAUACUUGUAGAGGGGGUUUAGCUCCUAUUUCUUUGCGGCAUUCUUCAAGCAGCAAGGACUAGGCUGCCGACUUCAAACUCGCCGACAUGAUGUCUGUAACGUAUUUGUGCAUGUGUGAAGAUUGGAGCGAUGAAGACAAAUAUUAGCUUUUGUGAACUUGAAUAGAGUGGCAUUUAGUUAGAACCGAGGUGAUUGGGAUCUGCUAAGGUGACAGCACCAGCCCUCAGUCUCCACAAGACGUCGUUUCCUGAAUGUCGUUAGGUUUGUUUCUGUAGAGAUUCUUAGUGAAAGUAGUUUUAUGAAGUUUUCAGAUGAGAGUAUGUUUAGAAUAUUCCGGCGAUAUGAACCCACAUCUACAGUACUUAUGGUUCGUGUCUGUUGGAAUUAUUGCUACAGAACAUUGUUGCUACAUUUGUGUCUGAAGCAGAACACUCUCGUCGGUUCUUCACUUUUAGCAGAAUCGUAAACUUCAUCGAAUGUUUUGAAGAUUAGAUUUACACUGAGCUGAAAAUUUUCAAAAGUGGACGUUUAGUAAUUCAAAUCUGUUGUGUAACAGCUUUCGAUUUCUUUGAA